This is a messenger RNA of Oncorhynchus tshawytscha (Chinook salmon), 3114 nucleotides long. RefSeq names its product solute carrier family 35 member G1. The coding region runs from base 219 to 1478 and encodes 419 amino acids. The transcript is spliced from 3 exons. Gene Ontology annotation, biological process: calcium ion export across plasma membrane; regulation of cytosolic calcium ion concentration. The record is from RefSeq and is a predicted model, not a curated record. Gene Ontology annotation, cellular component: endoplasmic reticulum membrane; plasma membrane. Lineage: Eukaryota; Metazoa; Chordata; Actinopteri; Salmoniformes; Salmonidae.
AAUCUGAGGUUAAUUUGACAAACGCUGGAUCCUUUCUAGCCAUGACCCCGGAGAGCUGCCCACUGGAGCUGUCCCCCGUGGUUAAAGUAACUAUUGCAUGGUACUACAGUGGCCACUAAGGUUACAUAUUAAACCGGUCUGACAACUCACUCACCCUCAGACAUAAAGGGUGUAAAAUACAUCCAAGGCAUGCUCACCUGUUGCAGUUGCAUUUUACAAUGGGGGAUUUGAAGGACAGUAAUAGUAUAGACGACAGAGUUCUAUCGGCCAUUCCCCUUAGACAGGGGGACAUUAAAGUUGUAUUUCACAAAGUUGGCGAUGACGACGACGAUGAACACACUACUGAGAGGAUUAAUUUACAAAGUAACAGUCAUGACGAGCGGGGUAAUGAAGAGGCAAGGACUAGAACAGUGGAAAGCAGUGCGAAGCAAAGAUUAUGUCCUCCCUUGUGGUGUAGAAUUGGCGGCGGCGGGGAUCCCAUCUCAACGGAACCAGGAGACACAGUUGCCAAAGAGAAUAAACAUUGUCCAGGACUGGGCCUGUUUUAUGGCCUGCUGGCAACAGUAUUCUUCUCCAUUAUAGCUCUUCUGGUGAAGACAAUAGAUGGAGUCCAUGCUCUAGAAAUCAGUGCCAUUCGUUGCUUCUUCCAGAUGCUGUUUGUGAUGCCUAUGCUUAUCUAUUACAAGACUGGCUUCCUUGGACCAAGAGACAAGCGGAUCUAUUUGGUGAUGAGAGGGUUCUUGGGUUCCAACGCCAUGAUCCUAUUGUUCUAUGCAGUACAGCAGAUGCCCCUGGCUGAUGCAACAGUCAUCAUGUUCAGCAACCCAGUGUUCACCGCCUUGUUAGCCUGGAUCUUCCUCAAAGAGAAAUGCACAAUCUGGGACUGUGUCUUCACUGUCUUCACACUGGCUGGUGUCAUAAUGAUAGCCAGGCCUCCCUUCAUAUUUGGUGCUCGUAGAGAGGGAAUAGAGGGAGACUACACCAAUCAUCUCAAGGGGACUAUUGCAGCCUUUGGUGGAGCGUUAGGAGCAGCCUGCACUUUAGUUAUACUCAGGAAAAUGGGCAAAAGCGUCCACUACUAUCUGUCUGUAUGGUACUAUGCGGUCAUUGGUUUCAUUGAGUGUGUCAUCACUUUGUUUAUACUUGGUGAAUGGACCAUUCCAUUCUGUGGGAGAGACAGGUGGAUCCUUAUGCUUAUAGCAAUCCUGGGUAUUGCUGGCCAAACGUUCCUCACCAAAGCACUUCAGAUUGAGAAGGCCGGCCCUGUGGCCUUGAUGAGGACCGUUGACGUGGUCCUGGCCUUUAUUUUCCAGUUCUUUUUUUUCAACCGUAAGCCCACCAUGUGGAGUCUCGGUGGGGCAUGUUGUGUGGUCGUCAGUACCUGUGGUGUGGCUCUAAGGAAGUGGUACAGCAACACACACCCAAGAAAGAGCCGCGAACCACGCAUCAGACAAAUAUUUGAUUCCAGGAAUAAAUGAAAGGUUAUCAAUUAAUAUGUUCAUGUUCAGCAGUCAAGAGUGUUAUGUAAACCAAAGAAGCAAUAUUACAUCCAAAUGUUACAGUGAGGUUUUGAGCACAAAACUGGAAAUGUUUUAGUAUUUACAUCAACACACUUAGAAAAGAGGGUUCUUUGGUAAGGGUGAUGGUUCUAUGUGGAACCAUAAGGACUCAAAAUAACCAUUUGAGCUCUUCAAUGGUUCUUUGCCGUUCAGAAAACGGUGCUUUAAUCUUUUAAUGAUAAUUCAAAUGUAGGGGAGGUGGCUCAUUCUAAUAUUUUGGGGCGUGGUUUUCUCACAGCUUUUUUUGUGCAGCCGAGAGUGAGUGUCAUUCCAGUUGACAUAAUCUGUUGUAUUAUGUCACUGCAUGUUAAAUAUGACUGGCCAGUAAUAAAUAGUGUCUUGUGAGAGACUUAUGUAAGGCCUCGUGUCAACGGUUGACUAAAUCUCAAUUAUCUCCUCAGGGACCACCCAGCCGGUCCAGAGCUAGCACACCUGAUUUAACUUGUAAAUUAACACAAUAUUAACACCCAUGUCAUUUUAAAGGUAAUAUAAUAUGGCUAACCCUCUUUAUAGCACCAUAAAGGUUCCAUUUAGAACCUCAUGAACAUGGUUCUUUAUAGAACCUUCAAAAAGGAUUCCACUAUGGUUACAAGACAAAUUACCCUUAUUUGGCAGUGGCACUAUAUACGGUGCCUUCAGAAAGUAUUCAUACCCCUUGACUUAUUGCACAAUUUGUUGUGUUACAGCCUGAAUUCAAAAUCGAAACCCCAUAAUGACAAAGUGAAAACAUGUUUUUAGAAAUAUAAGCAAAUUGAUUGAAAAUAAAAUACAGAAAUAAUUAAUUUAACAUAAGUAUUUACACUCCUUUGCUAUAACACUCCAAAUUGAGCUAAGGUGCAUCCUAUUUCCUUUGAUCAUCCUUUAGAUGUCACUACAACUUGCAUGUCUGAGCAGAAACUAUACCAAGAAGUCAAAGGAACUGUCCAUAGAUCUCUGAGAUAUAAAGAAAAAUAUGGAACUACCCAGACUCUGCCUAGAGCUGUCCGUCUGACCAAACUGAGCAAACAGGCAAGAAGGACCUUGGUAAGGCAGAUGACCAAGAACCCAAUGACCACUCUGAUAGAACUACAGUUCCUUGGCUGAGAUGUGAGAACCUGCCAGAAGGACAACCGUGUCUACAGCACUUCACAAAUCUGGGCUUUAUGGGAGUGUGGCCAGACUGAAGCCACUCCUGAGAAAAAGGCACAACAGCACACCUGGAGUUUGCCAAAAAGGCAAGUGAAAUACAAAAAUAUUCUGUGGUCUGAUGAGACAAAAAUUUGAGUCUUUGGCCUAAAUGUAAAGCCUGGAAGUCUGGAAAAAACAGCAAUAACUCAUCACACAUUGAACACCAUCCCUACCGUGGAGCAUGGUGGUAGCAGCAUGCUAUGGGGAUGCUUUUCAGCGGCUGUGACUGGGAGACUGGUAAGGAUAGGGAGAACAAUGAAUGGAGCCAAAUACAGGCAACUCCUUGAGAACCUGCUUCAGAGUGCAAACAACAGACUGGGGCAAAAAUGUACAUUCCAACAGGACAAAUGACCCCAAGCAUACAGCAAAAGCAAUGCUGAAAUGGCUU